ACAACAACAGCAACAACAACAACAACAAGCACAGGCACAACUGCAAAUGCAACAGCAGCAGCAGCAGCCGACGCUGCAUCAGCAACUGCAUCAACACCACCCGCCCACGACCCACAUACUGCCACCCACGGCAGUCUAUAGCAUUGAGACGUCGGGCUAUCAGCCCCAAACACAGCCACAGCCAUCGGUGCAAGCCCAGCAAAUGCAACAACACAUGGCGGUUGCACAGCAACAGCCGCCACCGCCAACAGCCGCGCCACGUGAGCCACCACGACCACCACCGCAGCGUUCACUCAAUCCUUCAUCGAUUGUGAAUCAACCACUGCCGGAGAUACCGCAGCAGGCACAACAAUCGAAAAUCUCGCCACAGCCACUAUGCGCAGCCAAUCUCAAUCAAUAUCGUUCGCUACAACGACCACAAGCACAGAAAAUGCAAUUGCCCACAGCUGCUAUGCCGCCGGCACAGCAACAGCAGCAUCAGCAACAGCCCCCAUUGCCGCCGAAGAAGAAGACCUCACGUGAGAUAAGCACUUCGACGGCUGGCGGCACUUUAAACGCCAAUCACUUGCAAACAUUACCGCCGAAAUCGGCCAGUUUGCGACAGCAACAGACCGCCACCAACGCUUACAGUUACGAACGCGAACGUGAGCGUGAGCGGGAGCGCGCGGAACGUCAUGAACGCCCGAGACGCGCCGAGACGCUCGAUAACGCACGUACAUCCAGCAACAGCGCUGGUAUGGCUUAUAUAGAGCAGCAAUUCGGUGGCAGUGGUGGCGUAAAAAAGCAACACUCUUAUGAUUCGUAUACGCUUCAGCAACAGCAAGCUCAAAGGCAUGCCACUGCAACAACUCCCAACAAUAAUUAUCAUGGCGCGAUUAGUACGAAACAUCAACAACAGCAGCUUCAGCAGCAGCAGCAGCAACAGCAACAAUACUUAAUUGAAGCACAACAACAGCAGCUGUACUAUCGCUCGCUGAAGCGCGGCGGCUCACAUGCCAAUAACGAUCUCUAUUCCGUCACAGAAUUGUAGGAGUGUGCCUGCUGCGGUGGCGGCGUAGAUGUUGUGCGACGUACGACAACAACAUGUCCCACAACAGUUGCGCCACCAGCCGCAGCAGUAGCGGCCCAAACGGCCGCACCACCACCCAUACCAUUGCCGCCAAAGAAACAUCGUUCCUCUACCAGCGUGGGCACUGCUACAAUGUCGACGCGUGAUAGCCAGACCAUCACUGCCAAAGCCACAACGAGCGCAGCUACAACAAUGACAUGCGACGAACACGAAUACGAUGAAUACUGUCCCGAGCAGUAUGAUGCGCAUCAUCAUCAUCAUCACGGUUCUGCACAGUCACAAGGGGCACAGCAGCAGUGUGAACGGGAUCGUGAACGAGAACGGGAUCGUGAACGAGAACGGGAUCGUGAACGAGAACGAGAACGGGAAAGAGAACGAGACCGCGAACGUGAUCGCGAACGUGAUCGGGAGCGUGAACGUGAACGCGAUCGCGAUCGCGAUGGCCAUCAUCGACACAGCUCAUCGCGUGCUACGGUAUCAGCACUGAAACACCAACGUGCCGCUACUUUCGAUGUGGCCGAUGCGCGCGACUAUGAACUCCAACGCCUGGGCAAUCGGCGCUCACAGCAACAACAACAGCUGCAGCAGCAAUUGCAACAAGCAACUGCCGGUGGCGGCGGUGGUGGUAGUAGUAGCAAACUCCGCAGCGGUGAACAUCGCGGCGAACGCACACAUGAUCGUGAACGUUCACGUAGCGAUCAUCGUAUAUCCACUUAUGCAUGCGACGAUACAGCGCUUUGCGGCAACAGCAGCGGCGGUCAUCAGCAUCAUCUCGCCAACGGUGGCCUAACUCAAUCGAGUAGGCAGCAGCGGCGAGAAAAAACAUUCAAAGUAUGAUUUUUAGAGACGUCAUAAAAAUUUUCCCCUCCCUCUACGGAAACGUACGGUAAACAUGCGACAGCAGCGGCGGCUUAUAGUUGGUAAACUUUUGUUGUUACGACAACAAUAAUAAAUCAGCGAUCAGCGACCAGCGGCAGUCCGGUGGCAAUAACAAUGGCAAUCUUGAUUAUUGCCGCAAUGACGGCGUGUACUUGUGCGUUUAGUGGAGGGCAGUGAGGCAGCAGCGCGGCGGAUUUAUAAUAAUAAUUGUGCGCAACACACGAAAGCAUUCAAAGUCCUAAAUUCUGUAUCCAAAAUCCAAACCGAAAUCAACACCAAUCAAACGAACAAUCGUAGUUAAAAUUCGAAUUGGAAAAUUUCACACACAACCAUGCCACCGAAGCGAUGGAGGCAUACAGUUGAGGUCGUGUAUUAGACGUUGUGUUGCCUUCCUUAAGACAAAAACGAUAAUUAACAAUUAAUAAUCGGCACCAUCCUAUCAAUCUAAUUCUAUAAGUAAGUGUAUUUAUCGAUUGUAACUAUUUUCGUCACUAGUGUUGUUGUUGUGUAGUUCUAGCUUAGAUUGUGUUCUUUGGGUGGAAAAAAACAGUAUGUACGUGUUAGAAAGAAGAAUUUCCAAAAACUUUAUUGACGUAAAAUUGUGUUAAAUUAAAGGAAAAUUUUUGAAAUAGUAAACAGGCGAAAGCGUAUAGUGCACAAUUUAGUUAAACGAAGGCAAAUAUUUUUUUUUUUAAUUUUAAUUUAAACACAUAUAUUACUUCAGUUAAAGUAUAUUCAAUAUUAUUUAAGCAAAUUUGAAUUAAAACUUAUAAAAUAUUAAUCAUAUAAAUUAAUAAUAACUUAAGCCGGCAAUUAUAUGGAAAUAGUUUUAUGAUCCUCCAUUUUUUUGGCGAAUAUCCUUAGGCAUACCGAAAAUCAGUUAAAUCACUUGAGUGACUAUAAAGUGUAAAUUUUCAUUAUUAGUAUUAUUAUUUUUUCUAAAAGUCUCUUAGUUUUCACUUUAAUUACAUACAACAACACUAUUUUCAUUGCCAAUCAUGUCCGCCAGUCACAUGUUACUCCUCAAGCACAUUACCAGCAAUCGUCAGUAUCACGUAAGCACACGUUAGCGCAAAAUAUGUAUUUUUGAAAAUAUAAGGUUUCCAGAUUUCGGUUUAAACACAAUUCUGUUUAUUUUUAUAUCUUUUAAACACUACACAACCAUAUAUUUAUAACACUUCUGAUAGUUUGCAUUAAUUUAGAACGAGUAUGCACGUGCAAGACAAAUCAAUCAAGCAAUGACAAUUCAUUUUCAGUUUAGCGCUGCCGGAUAAAAAAAUUGACAGGGAUGUUAUACAGUUUACAGCAGUUAUUUAUGGACAUGUGAAAUAACUAUUUUGUAUAUUAUUUUCUUGCAAUUGAUUUAAUCCUAUAACUUUUCGCUCUUUUCCCUAUAAUGAAACUUAAAAGCACAAAAAAACUAACACAACAAACACGCGGACGCUUUUUAUUUAGUAUCUGCAGGAAAAGUUAAAUUUUUAUUGUAUUUAAUUGUCGAGUAAAAUAUUGUCGAAUUGUUGCGUUUAGGUGUAUGGUAUAAUUUAUAGUAAUAUGUUAACACAACAUUUGCCUUAAGUUGUUGAGUGUUGCCAGAUGUUUGCAUUUGUAAUUCAUAAGUUAUUUUAUACGGUCUUUUAUUAGUUUAAAUAUACUUACAAAUAAAAUAAUUUAAAUUUGUAAUUAUAAAAAAAUGUGAAUUAGC
Molecule: messenger RNA, 3650 nt
Organism: Ceratitis capitata (Mediterranean fruit fly)
Lineage: Eukaryota; Metazoa; Arthropoda; Insecta; Diptera; Tephritidae
Product: RNA-binding protein 25-like
Exons: 1
Coding region: 1202-1906 (234 amino acids)
Source: RefSeq, a predicted model, not a curated record